GACGGGCAGACUCUCAGCUUCGCUCGCGGCAGCGCUUCUGCCUGCUCUUGCCCCUCUCGCCGCGAUGCCACGAUGCAGCGCACUAGAUGCACCCUCCCGGCGCGGCACGGCGCCGGGCCGCUCGUCGGCGCGGUCUGAUUGCCGCCGCGGCUCUCGUCGCGCCGCUUCGUCUCCGCCGCCGUCUCGGCGGCCGCGCGGGCUGAGCUGGGAAGGUUCCGCUCUGGAACUUAUUUACGUGGGCACCGCACCGCCUCGCCUCGCGCCUCGCGCGGCCAACUCUCCACCCGCGGCGGCUGGCCGGCGCCACACGUACCUCCGCAUCUCGCUCACCGAGCGCUGCUCGCUGCGCUGCACGUACUGCAUGCCCGCGGACGGCGUGUCGCUCACGGACGCGCGGCGGCUCCUCUCGGCGGAGGAGCUGCUCCGCCUCGCCGCCCUCUUCGUCCGCGCCGGAGUCGACAAGAUCCGCCUCACGGCAUCCUGUACGUGUAGAAUGUGGCGCCCGGCGACAGCGCGGCAUGGGUGCUCGAGGAGCUCAACCGGCGCAUCGACCGGUUCACCUAUCGGCCAGAGUCCGUCAAGGAGCUCCCCUCCUCGGGCUGGUCGACGCCGCCGCAUUUUGCGAAUGCCGACGAGCAGGCCAACCUGAACGACAUCAUCGCGUCGUCUCUCAACGGCGCCCCCACGUUUGCGGCCGGCGUCGAGUUCUACGAGGCCCGCUUCAAGAAAGACAAGGGGUCGCAGGAGGCGGCCAAGCGGAUGCAGGACGGCCGAUGGACGCGCAAGCAGCAGCAGGGCGAUGUCGCGCCGGCGCGCCAGCGGCUCGUCCCUGCUCGUCUCGCUCAAGCCAGACCAUAGCCUCGACAAGGUCGUCCACCUGUGCAAGAUGGACUCGUGGGGCGCCGUCUCCGCCGCCCCGCUCCGCGUGCCCGGCAACGCCUCUGCGCCCGCCGCGUCGCUGCUUCUCGCCCCCGAGUGGCUCUUCUCUCACUUUCCGUACGGCAUCUUCUUCCCGGCGUACCGCGUCUGCCACGCCGCCUCGUGGGGGUGGGAGGGUCUCUCCCCACUCGAGCAGCGGCUGUGCAUGCCUGGGUUCCGCGUGCCGACGGUGAUGGUGCACAUGGCGGGGCUGCGGAACGGGCAGUGGGGGCGGCGCGGCGUGAUGCGCGCGUUUGGCGUGUGGCAUGAGGAGGCGGACAAGGUGGCGCCCGAGACGUGGGUGUCGCCGCGGACAGAGCGACUGCUCGUGGCCGGGCCAGACAUGCUGCGGGCGGGCCUCGCCUCAAUGUCCGACUUCGACGCGUUUGCAGCGCGGCUGCUGCUGCUCGGCCUGCUUCUCGGCCGGCGCGUCGUCAUGCCGCCGCUGCCAAAGGAUGCGCGCUGGGCGGAGCGAGCUAUCGAGCCGCGUCACCUGAGGGCGAUCGAGGUCGGGUGCGGGCCGGACAAGCAGCGCGUCUGGCUCCCCAUGCCGCACUUCAAGGAGCCGUGGUGCAGCGGGGUCGACUUUCUGUACGAGAUCGACUACCGCGCCGUCGCCCCCUCCAUCCCGCCCGCGGACGUGUCCCACAUCGCCGCCGCCUCGCUCCGCGUGGCGCCCGAGUCGGCCGCCGGGGCGCUCAUCACCAUGUCGGACGGGGCGAGAAGACACACGCCUUCGCCCCCCCGACCGCCCGAGUUGCCUGCCGCGUCUCUUCACAGCACGCCCGCUGUGAACAGGCGACCCCACCCGCCUCGCGCGUGCUCGUCCUCAACGCGGCGGGCGGCGGCGGCGGCGGUGGCUCGCCGCUCGGCUGGCUCCCGAUCGACGACUGGAAGCGGAACGAGUGGAAGGGUCCGUUUGCACGCCGCGUGCGGCCGGCGCUCGAGGCGGCGGGGCUCGAGAACCUCAGGAUCGUGCGCGACUGCAUGCACUCCCUCGCGACGAGCAGGGACUAGACUUGCUCGACGGGCGCGCGCCGGAGCAACACGCCAAGAUCGCCGCAGUGCAGCACGACGGGGGGAGUUCGGCACAUGUCUCACAUGCGUCUGCAGGGGUUUGUUGCUAGCUUUUUAUGCGGUUCUGACGGU
This is a messenger RNA of Emiliania huxleyi CCMP1516, 2067 nucleotides long. RefSeq lists its product as hypothetical. The annotation marks the transcript as partial. Lineage: Eukaryota; Haptophyta; Isochrysidales; Noelaerhabdaceae. The record is from RefSeq and is a predicted model, not a curated record. The transcript has 13 exons.